CGCCAGUUGGCGCUGAAGUGCUCUAGGUGCCACCUGAUGUGCUAGAAAACGUCAAACGCGUGGCAGUUCCGCAUACUGCAACCAUUUUUUUGUUUACGUUUACACUGCAGUUAUUGCUGCAUUGCAUUUGCAUUUGUUGCGGUCGUGUUGCAUAUUGUAAGCAGCAGCAGCAGUAUUAAAAACCAAUUCACAUCGAACAGUAAUUGCUUUCUGCUGGCAUUUAAGAGUGUUCAGUGGCUGUGUUCAUUUACCAUUAACGCUGAUUGCCUUUUGAUCAACGCUUUCGCAGCGAGUGCUCACCUGCUCACACACACGCACACAAACACACUAACAUUCAGUUGCUUUCAGGCUCACACAUAUAGAAGCAUACUCGCAGACUCGUACAUUGACAUCGCAUCUGAAAUCAAAAAUUCUUAAGCGGCCGCUAGCUGCUGCUGGGCUAAUUGCUGUUCGACGUUUUCUUACGAUUUGGGUUUACAUUGUUGUCGCGUAGCCGCUGCUGAUAUUGCGACGACUACGUCGACGUCGACGUUGACGCCAACGCCAACACAGAGAUACGUCGACACGUCAACACAAAACUCGAAUUUGACUUGCAAUUGGCUUUGGCAUUGACAUUGGCAUUGGCAUUGACAAUUCAAAGUAAAGUGAACCCAUCGAAAUUGUAUUGUGAAUCACAAUUGGGGCAAGAUGCGCGUGAGUAAUAUACGCAGCGGCCGCAUCUGCCGCAUGGCAUUGUGCCUGCUGGUCAUCUUGCCGUUGCUCUAUCUGCUGGCCAACUGGAGCGAUCACCACAAGCGCGUCCAAGAGGCGUAUCACACGCGCUUCGGCGGACCCAAGUUCAGUCAUCAGCGUCUCGAGAAUCGGCCACGGGAGGUGCCCACGCUAGUGGAGGGCCUGGGCAAUUUCGAGCCCCGAGAUCUGAAGCCACGCACCGGACCUGGCGAGAACGGAGAAGGUCACAUUCUGUCGCCCGACAAGAAGAACGUGGCCGAUGCCUCCGAAAUGGAAUAUGGCAUGAACAUCGCCUGCUCGGAUGAGAUAUCGAUGCAUCGUUCGGUGCGUGAUACACGCCUUGAGGAGUGCAAACACUGGGACUAUCCCUACGACCUGCCGCCGACCAGUGUCAUCAUUGUGUUCCACAACGAGGGCUUCUCCGUCCUGAUGCGCACCGUGCACUCGGUGAUCGAUCGCUCGCCCAAGCACAUGCUGCACGAGAUCAUUCUGGUGGACGAUUUCUCGGACAAGGAGAAUCUGCGCAGCAAACUGGACGAGUAUGUCCUGCAGUUCAAGGGCCUGGUCAAGAUCAUACGCAAUACGGAACGCGAGGGUCUCAUACGAACACGCUCUCGUGGCGCCAUGGAAGCUACAGGUGAGGUGAUUGUCUUUCUGGAUGCGCAUUGUGAGGUGAAUCUCAAUUGGCUGCCACCGCUGCUGGCGCCCAUCUAUCGUGAUCGCACCGUGAUGACCGUGCCCAUCAUUGAUGGCAUCGAUCACAAGACCUUCGAGUACCGUCCGGUCUAUGGCAGCGACAAUCAUUUCCGCGGCAUCUUCGAGUGGGGCAUGCUGUACAAGGAGAACGAGGUGCCGCGCCGCGAGCAGCGUCGUCGUGCCCACAACUCUGAGCCGUAUCGCAGUCCGACGCAUGCGGGCGGACUCUUUGCGAUUAAUCGCGAGUAUUUCCUGGAACUGGGCGCCUACGAUCCGGGCCUGCUUGUCUGGGGCGGCGAGAACUUUGAGCUGAGCUUCAAGAUCUGGCAAUGUGGCGGCAGCAUCGAAUGGGUGCCCUGCUCCCGCGUCGGCCAUGUCUAUCGCGGCUUUAUGCCCUACAACUUUGGCAAGCUGGCGAGCAAGAAGAAGGGUCCAUUGAUUACCAUCAACUACAAGCGCGUCAUUGAGACCUGGUUCGAUGACACACACAAGGAGUUCUUCUACACGCGUGAGCCGCUGGCGCGUUACCUGGACAUGGGCGACAUUUCCGAGCAGCUGGCGCUGAAGAAGCGCCUCAACUGCAAGUCCUUCCAGUGGUUCAUGGACAACAUUGCCUACGAUGUGGUGGACAAAUUCCCGGCCCUGCCAGCCAACUUGCAUUGGGGCGAGCUGCGCUCGGUGGCCUCUGAUGGCUGCCUGGACUCCAUGGGCCACCAGCCGCCGGCCAUAAUGGGCCUCUCCUAUUGCCAUGGCGGUGGCAAUAAUCAGCUGGUGCGCCUGAAUGCCGCUGGACAGCUGGGCGUUGGCGAACGUUGCGUGGAGGCCGAUCGCCAGGGCAUUAAGCUGGCCGUCUGCCGCUUGGGCACCGUCGACGGACCCUGGAGCUACAACGAACAGACCAAGCAUCUGCUCCAUCGCGUCCACAAAAAGUGCAUGGCUCUGCAUCCGACGACACAGCAACUCUCGCUGGGUCAGUGCGAUGUGAACGAUGGCUACCAGAAGUGGCUCUUCAAGGAGAUACGUCCACACUGGUAGGAGUGAUCGGACGAUUGAGGCAGCCAGGCGUCAAAGCAAUAUCUAACAAGGGUUUCAACGGGGUACGACCAACGAGUGGGCAGGCAGGGGUCUAAAUGAGGGGAAAGGGAAUUAAAAAAGGGGGGUUUCGGCGCCGUUUUUAGACACAAGGAAUUUAGUGAAAAUGAAACAAAAUGGAAUUGUUGUUGGUUUUAGCACGCACACACAUACACACACAUACACAAGGCAUCAAGGAAUAUAUAUGAUGAGCAUGGUAAUCAAUCGGUAGAGUCAAACAUUAUCUCUUUGUGAUGAAACAUGAUAUUUAACAAUGGAGUUGGAACACUUUGAGCUCCAUUUAUAUAUGUAUUUUAGUAGAACAAAAUUUAACUAAUGUGUAUUUGCUAUAGCUUCUCAUUCGUAUACUAAGAAAUUAAUUCGUAUUAAGUACAAAAUUUUCGUUGAGGUCGAUUAGUUAAGGUAAUUAGCCGAUUGUCCAAAUUAAACAAUGCGUGUGCAUGUCGGUGUGUGUUUGUGUGUGCGUGUACAUUGUUGUUGAGCACAACGCAUGCGAGUGAGUGAGAGCGGCGCUAGAGCGAGAUAGCGUCAACAUUUUUGUGUGCAUAAUGGUUUUAGCAUGUGUGCGAGCAGAGCCGUUGCCGAAAUGCAAGCGAGCGAAUCAUGUGCAAUAUAUAUACAUAUAUAUAUAUAUGAAAUAUAUGUAUAUAUUCGCAUUAUAGCCUUGCCAGGAAAUUUUUAUGAAUAUCAGCAAACUUAUUUGUAAUAUUAUAGUGAAUAUGUAUGCCUAUUAUAACUCCACAUAACUAUGUAUAUCUCUAUAUAUGUAUUUAUUAUAUACCUUGGUUAAUUAACUAUCUCUAUUGCUGCCACAUUCCACAAAUUUUACUAUAGAACCUAACUUUAUGCGACUUUGCCAAUUAAUAAUUAGCAUCUUUUUUAUCAGUU
Molecule: messenger RNA, 3408 nt
Organism: Drosophila mojavensis
Lineage: Eukaryota; Metazoa; Arthropoda; Insecta; Diptera; Drosophilidae
Gene: Pgant7
Product: N-acetylgalactosaminyltransferase 7
Exons: 3
Coding region: 688-2463 (591 amino acids)
Cellular component (GO): Golgi apparatus
Source: RefSeq, a predicted model, not a curated record